AUGGCCACCCAGAUCUGCACCCCUACCUUCUCUGCUGGGUCUAUCAAGGGCCUUUGUGGCAUCUCUCGGGUGUCCUCUGUCCGCUCUGUGGGCUCCUGCAGGGUACCCAGUCUUGCUGGGGCUUCAGGGUCCAUCUCUUCUGUGAGGCUGGGCCUUUCAGGUCUUGGCAGCUGCUUGCCUGGCUCCUACCUGUCCACUGGGUGCCACCCCUCUAGCUUUGUUGGGACCGGGGGCUGGUUGUGUGAGGGCUCCUUCAAUGGUAGCGAGAAGGAGACCAUGCAGUUCCUGAAUGACCGCCUGGCCAAUUACCUGGAGAAGGUGCGCCAGCUGGAGCGGGACAACGCGGAGCUGGAGGCUCGGAUUCGGGAGUGGUACGAGUCUCAGAUCCCAUACAUCUGCCCAGACUACCAAUCCUACUUCAAGACCAUUGAGGAGCUGCAACAGAAGAUCCUGCUGACCAAGUCUGAGAAUGCCAGGCUGGUCCUGCAAAUUGACAAUGCCAAGCUGGCUGCUGAUGACUUCCGGACCAAGUACGAGACAGAGUUGUCCAUGCGGCACAUGGUAGAGGCUGACAUCAAUGGCCUACGGAGAAUCAUGGAUGAGCUGACCCUGUGCAAGGCUGACCUGGAGAUGCAGGUGGAAUCCCUGAAGGAGGAGCUAAUGUGUCUCAAGAAGAACCAUGAAGAGGAAGUCAAUACCCUCCGCUGCCAGCUUGGGGACCGGCUGAAUGUGGAGGUGGAUGCUGCCCCACCAGUGGAUCUCAACAAGAUCUUAGAUGACAUGAGAUGCCAGUAUGAAGUCCUAGUAGAGAAUAACCGCAGAGAUGUGGAGUCCUGGUUCAACACCCAGACAGAGGAGCUGAACCAGCAGGUGGUGUCCAGCUCAGAGCAGCUGCAGUGCUGCCAGACAGAGAUCAUCGAGCUGAGACGCAACGUCAAUGCCCUGGAGAUUGAGCUGCAGGCCCAGCACAGCAUGCGGAAUUCCCUGGAAUCCACCCUGGCUGAGACAGAGGCCCGCUACAGCUCCCAGCUGGCCCAGAUGCAAUGCCUGAUCACCAACGUGGAGGCCCAGCUGGCCGAGAUCCGCUGUGACCUGGAGAGGCAGAAUCAGGAAUACAAAGUCCUCCUAGAUGUCAAGGCCCGGCUGGAGUCAGAGAUCGCCACCUACCGCCGCCUACUGGAGGGAGAAGACUGCAAGCUUCCUGCCCACCCUUGUGCCACGGAAUGCAAGCCUGCUGUUAGAGUUCCUUAUCUCCCAAGCAUGCCCUGCGCCACGAAUGUGCCCUGCACCCCAGCUCCCCAGGUCAGCACUCAGAUCCGCACCAUCACUGAGGAGAUCCGUGAUGGCAAAGUCAUUUCCUCCCGGGAGCAUGUGCAGUCCCGCCCACUGUAAGCUGCCCACGUGGUGCACCAGGGCCGGCCUGGACCACAGGAAGGAGGACACCCCUGUGGCUCUGGCUGCUAAACGACCCCACCCUUGCCUAGAGGGGUCCCUGCUCAGCAAGUUUUUCUACCAAGAUUCUUCUUUUAUUGUGUUUCUCAUCUUAACUGUGCUUUUACGUCAUGCUAAACAUAAUCAGGUUUCACUGCAAAUUUGCCCAAUAAAGUGUGUUCUCUUGGCAUAGCAAACUCAA
Molecule: messenger RNA, 1633 nt
Organism: Orycteropus afer afer
Lineage: Eukaryota; Metazoa; Chordata; Mammalia; Tubulidentata; Orycteropodidae
Gene: KRT36
Product: keratin 36
Molecular function (GO): structural molecule activity
Source: RefSeq, a predicted model, not a curated record